UGCUAAACAAAAAUUUAUCGUUAAAAAAACGAAAAAAAUGGCAGCGUAUUCACCAACGGAACGUAAAACUGAGCGAAGUUACAUUAUGGAAGGUAGACAAAUGUAUUCAGAAGAUCAGGCUAGUAGUAUUGAAUCAAAUGAACAUGCUUUUGACGAUAUGAAGCAAUUAAUAGGGGAAUCCGAUGAAAAGUUGAAUACGUUACCAAUGGCGAGUUUUAAUUUUAUUAAUUCGAUUAUUGGAAGCGGUGUUAUUGGUAUACCGUAUGCCUUACAUGAAGCAGGAUUUGGAUUAGGAAUUAUUUUAUUAACAUUUGUUGCAUACGUUACCGAUUAUUCGUUGAUAUUAAUGGUACGAUCUGGCCAUUUAUGUGGACAAUAUUCAUAUCAAGGUAUUAUGGAAUCCGCAUUCGGACGUACCGGUUACUUUCUUUUGGGAAUUUUACAAUUUAUGUAUCCAUUAAUCGCUAUGGUUUCAUAUAACGUGGUUGUAGGUGAUACAAUUACAAAAGUAUUAGUUCGUGUGUUCGACAGUGGCCCCGAUUCGUUAUUUGCAAAACGAGCAUUUAUUGUAUUUAUUGCAACACUGUUUAUAACAGUUCCAUUAUGUUUGUAUCGUGAUAUUGCAAAAUUAGCAAGAAUAUCAUUUUUAAGUUUGCUAUGUGUUGCCUUCAUAUUGUUAGCGAUUUUUAUACGUAUGGGUAGUAUGAGCGAAAUUGUACCAACACAUGAAAAUGCAUGGCGAUUUGCAAAUUGGGAUAUUAUUCCAUCGAUUGGAAUAAUGGCAUUCGCUUUUAUGUGUCAUCACAAUACAUUCUUAAUUUACACCUCAAUUGAGAACGCAAGCCAAGAAAAAUGGGAUAAAGUAACACAUGCCAGUAUUAUUACCAGUUUUUUGGUUGCCUGUUUAUUUGGUGUUGCUGGUUAUGCAACUUUCACAGCAUAUUCUCAAGGUGAUUUGUUAGAAAAUUAUUGUUGGGAUGAUGAUUUAAUGAAUUUUAGUCGAAUUUUAUUCAGCGGUACAAUUUUAUUGACUUAUCCAAUUGAAUGUUUCGUAACACGUGAAGUAAUUGAGCACACAUUUUUCCAAAAUGAUCCAAAUAUUCCAAUAUCCGUAAAUCGUCAUUAUGCGGUCACGUUAAUUAUAAUUGCGGUAACAUAUACGAUUAGCAUGACUACGGAUUGUUUGGGAGUUGUUUUGGAACUAAACGGUGUGUUGGCAGCGGUUCCAUUAGCAUACGUAUUACCAGCAAUGACAUAUUUAAAAUUAGAAGAAGGUUUUAUAUUAUCCAGAAGAAAAUUACCAGCAUUAGGUUUAUUAAUUUUUGGAUCAACCGUUGCAAUAUUAGGUGUACUAUUUUUAAUAUUAGACUUUGAUCAAGUUGAUACCUGUUCACAUGGUAAAGUUAUGUCAUAUUGUCAACCAAAUUCAACGAUUAGUAUAAUAAAUACAACAACGCUUUUACCUCCCACCGUUUAAUAGAGUGGGAGGGGGGUAGUGAACUUUAGAACACCAAAGAACUAGUUCAAUAUUUCUUUUGUUCAAUUCGAAAUUAAUCGUUAAGUUUACUAAAUCGAUUGGAAUCCUCAUUUUCAUCAUAUUAUUUUUUGGAUUGGAUUGUUUCCAAGAAACAGUGGUGGAUCCAAGUGGUGGGCAGUUUUUACAAUUACACUCCCCUCCAAUGGAAUACAAAAUUUAAUCUGACGAUGAAUGAUAAACGAUUUCUAGACAGUAGAAUGUAAUUAGAGUUUCCACCCGAUCAGAUUUAAUCGGGAGACUUCCGAAAUCGUGUGGUCUCUCCCGACUCCCGAUAUCAACGUAAAGCCUCCCGAAUUCAGUAAAAAAAAAAGAUAUUUUCUCAAAUUCAGGUGAAUUCGACAAUUAUGAGCAGCAUAUCCCGACUUUCUGGUUUAUCUCCCGAUAUUCCAGAACUUGGAGGUGGCAACUCUAACUGUGAUAGAGAAGGCACUCACAUUGGGAAUCCCCUUUUUUAUCCACCAGUGAGAUGAAAAGAAAGCAAGUUGGAAAUCUCAAUUCUCCAGUUUUUAAACCAGAGACUACGA
Messenger RNA from Chrysoperla carnea, 2061 nucleotides. Its product is annotated as putative sodium-coupled neutral amino acid transporter 11. The transcript is spliced from 10 exons. The record is from RefSeq and is a predicted model, not a curated record. Gene Ontology annotation, biological process: amino acid transmembrane transport. The coding region runs from base 38 to 1477 and encodes 479 amino acids. Gene Ontology annotation, molecular function: amino acid transmembrane transporter activity. Lineage: Eukaryota; Metazoa; Arthropoda; Insecta; Neuroptera; Chrysopidae.